UAUAAAUGACAAAGAAUCACAUUCUAAUGCAAAACAAAUUUUAUUAGAAAUGGGAAGAUACUUUCAAAUACAAGAUGAUUUUCUAGAUUGCUUUGGUGAUCCGUCUGUUACAGGGAAAAUAGGUACUGACAUAGAGGACAAUAAAUGUGGUUGGCUGGCUGUGAGGGCAUUACAGAAAGCCACGCCAGAACAGAAGAAAAUAUUAGAGGAAAACUAUGGAGUUGAUGAUCCUGGCAAGGUGGCAAUAAUCAAAAAGCUUUAUGAUGACUUGAACCUUAAAGAAUUGUUUUAUGAAUUUGAGGAAGAAAGUUAUCAAACUUUAAUGAAACUUAUUGAGCAAUGUCAUGGUGAACUUCCAGCUGAAAUGUUCAUUGAUUUCGCAAAAAGAAUUUACAAACGAAAGAAAUAGGUUAUGUG
Messenger RNA from Saccoglossus kowalevskii, 417 nucleotides. RefSeq names its product farnesyl pyrophosphate synthase-like. Gene Ontology annotation, biological process: trans, trans-farnesyl diphosphate biosynthetic process. Gene Ontology annotation, molecular function: dimethylallyltranstransferase activity; (2E,6E)-farnesyl diphosphate synthase activity. NCBI's taxonomy places the organism in Eukaryota, Metazoa, Hemichordata, Enteropneusta, Harrimaniidae. The record is from RefSeq and is a predicted model, not a curated record. Gene Ontology annotation, cellular component: cytoplasm.